Molecule: messenger RNA, 2779 nt
Organism: Didymella exigua CBS 183.55
Lineage: Eukaryota; Fungi; Ascomycota; Dothideomycetes; Pleosporales; Didymellaceae
Exons: 2
Coding region: 352-2439 (695 amino acids)
Biological process (GO): DNA-templated transcription
Molecular function (GO): DNA binding; zinc ion binding
Source: RefSeq, a predicted model, not a curated record
UGCUCUUCAAAUACGCGAUUAUUACCCACAGGAUGUUUGUUUAGGUUCGUGUUCAGUGCCAACCAGCGGAGAACGAUGCAGACUACGGCUCCACAUGAACAAGGACGAGAAAUACGACAAAGAUCAAGACUAGCCUGUGACAGUUGUGCCAGAUCACGGGUCAAGUGCAAUGGAGCUGCUCCCUGCAGACGCUGUGAAGGUAUGCAGCUCGCCGUUCGUACUCUACAGAAAGCCAACUAAACGCAUGGAGAUAAUGGCUACGAAUGUCACUACGAUCGUGAUGUUCGCAAGAGGGGUCGAAAACGAAAAGAUCACAACUCCACGCAUCUCAACACAGGCCUAGGCCCUAGCAUGCCGGCAAGUCUAGAUGUAGAAGGAACACAACUUGUUCCCGGCCCGCAAGGCAUGAGCGGAAUGCAACGAUCUGUCAGCGCUGGCUCGCGCGAGUCUCCCAAUGAGAUCAUUAUGGACCAGGCAUCAGACUUACCAGCGAUCAAUGCGGCUCACACUUGGGAGCAAUUUCCUGUAGAGCCGGUAGUCACUGAUCGUCACGGCCCGGUACCGCAUGGCUCAUAUGAGGAUAUUCGGAAUAUGGGGAGACUGCAUCCCCCAACUCAACACUUGUCAGGCCGACGAUUGCCGUCCAUCCAUUCUCUGCAGGCUCUAGAUGGCAGCUACGCUUGCCUGACUCCACUGCUGCCUUAUCUUUCAGGCGUCUUGAAACCACAGCUCGCCCUGCAGCUUCUCGAGCUGUACUUCGCACCUCCUGAAGGAACCUUAUUUCACAAUGCUUCACCAUAUGUUCUGACUCCCGUCUUGCGGAGAAAAUCUAUUCUGGAUGCCGCCAACGCUCGACCCACUACGCCUGCCUUACUCGCCACGAUGAUCUGGGUCACUGCCCAGACAGCAUCUUUGCCAGAACUUCUCGCACCUGGCGCGCGAUCGAGUCUGUCUAGCAAGUUGCAAGACUUGGUCUUUAAACUUCAACAUGAUCGUGACCCUGACAGUUGGCAAAGGGUCUCGGGUGGCCAUGUGCAGAAGCCAUGGCAUGGCCAACAAGCUCUCGGACCUACCUCCAGAGACCCAGGACGACCAACUCCAGUGAUUGAUGAUGUACUAAGCCUUAUCCUGAUCACUAUCGUCACGUCCGGUGGUGAUUUUAAAAGAGAUUGCUUGCCGUGGUGGAGUAAGGCGCUUGCUCUUAUCGAAACAAUGAAGCUUCACCAAUUGGACCAUCCGGAUGCUCGAAGCAAUGAUGAAGAGGACGAUAUACCUCUAACUGAGCAUCUCUCAUGGCACCCACGUCUGAAUGAGGCCAAGGAAGAGAUGCGGAGAACGUACUGGCUGGCUUUUGCCUUGGACCGACAUCUCGCCUUGUCAUUUAACAGUAACCUUGCUAUCAUGGACGGUGAAAGCUGCGUAUACACCCCUUUACCGGAGCGGGCUUGGCAGUCGUGCGACGAGGAAGUCCUAGGCAACUUUCUAAAUCGUCAACAAGGUCCCUCUGCCUUGGUCACGGGUACUGGCUUCUUCGAGUUCUUCUUGCCUCUAAUGGUCCUUUUGGGAGACAUCGUUCACCUGCGGCGCCGCCGACACCACCCACGCCUCGGAAUUUUAGAAGGAGAAGCAUCCAUUGCCUUGGUGGAAAAUCUCCUCGACCGCUGCAAAGAAAGCAUUGAUGGUCUACAGCAAGGUCGUGGCCACAGGUCCUCGAUAACAGAGCUAGGAAACCCAACGUUGGAUCAGGGAAUGGGUCCGGUCCUCCAAGCAGCAACUCCAGGCUCAUUCAUCCUCUCUUCGACACCAGAUGGCACCGAAGACAACGGCCGGCAGAACUCUAGGGUCUGUCUUGUAACCGCGUACGCUCACUUCAUCCUCCAUGUGCUAUACAUUCUCUUACAUGGAGAGUGGGAUGCCCUUACGAUGCUUGCUUGGCUACCCUAUGCGAGUUCUCAAGACGAAUGGAUUACCUCGCCCUCAUUCCACAAAUGUUCUUCACAUGCUGUGUACGCUUCCGAAGCAAUAUCAUCCAUUCUUGAUAUUGACUCUGAGCUUAUAUUCAUGCCAUACCUUUUCGGCAUCUAUCUAUUCCACGGGUCCCUUGUACUACUGCUAUUUGCCGAUCGUAUGCCGGCGGUUCAUGGCGGUCCCAACUCUGCGGUAGAGGCCGCAUGCGAGACAAUCAUCAGAGCGCACGAAGCUUGUAUCGUAACACUGAACACCGAAUUUCAGCGUGUAUUUAGACGCGUCAUGCGAGCAACUUUGAUGGUCGUCAAAACCCAGAACAAGACCGGAUGGCCUUGUGAAGUUGGCAAAGAGACGGAGAGUGGAGGACUUGAUGGAAACGCUGAAGUAGUUCGUGAAAGGAUAGUAGACAUGAGAAAGGACAUGUUGAGGUUGUACCGUUGGAACCAGGGAGGCAGAGGCCUAGCUGUCUGAGUCACGACACAAUAUUCCUCCUAUCCAAGCCACGACGCUUUCUCAUAGGCAUGAACAUGUUUCUUUGGGACCAUAACGCCCACUUCGUACUCCGACACAAGACCGGAAGGAUCUGCGUGCUUGCAUUCAGUCCAAUGACCGGCUCUCCACAUGAAUUGGGUCCAAAUGAGCAUCGCGCGCGAGAAAUAUCUAAGCUUAACUAUAUCACGCCCGCUCUCGGUCACAGUCUUGAUGAAUGAAAGAUUGGUGACAGCCUGAACAAGCUCUGCUGACUGUGUAAAUACUAGCAUUUUGCCCCAGAUUCCAGGUCUCUGGGUAAACGGCUCGCGUAAAGAACAAC